AUGACUUCCUUGCGAGCCAUCCGAGAAUCACUCGGCCUGGACACCAGCCUCAAGCCCUUUUCCGUUUCAAUCGCGGAGCUGGAACGCCAGCUCCAUGCACUGGACUCCAUGUACCUAGAAUUGCCCCGAAAUGGACGCGAAUACUGUCGUGGAGUAUACAAGCUCCAAGAGAAGGCAACCGAGACCAUCAACGAGAUCGAAAAUAGCGACUAUCCCGAAGAGAUAGUGAUCGAAGCACUUUCACGCGUCAACGACAUUUUAGGCGAGGUUAACCUCAUCGCUGGCAACACAUGGCUGAUGACAAGAUACGGUCCUAAUUUGCGGGCAUCGGUUUGUUGA
This is a messenger RNA of Uncinocarpus reesii 1704, 339 nucleotides long. RefSeq lists its product as uncharacterized. The transcript has a single exon. Bases 1 to 339 code for a protein of 112 amino acids. The record is from RefSeq and is a predicted model, not a curated record. Lineage: Eukaryota; Fungi; Ascomycota; Eurotiomycetes; Onygenales; Onygenaceae.